AUGUAUGAGUUUCUCAAUUCCUCUCCCUCUCCGCAGCCUCUCUCUCCGCACUUGACACUCAAGCAAUCAUCCUCAUGCAUCACGAUCAACUCCUACACGUUUCAGACCGACGGCAAUGACCAUGCCCAUGACCCUGCCACGACCUCCUCACCGGCCGCAGGCACUCCGUCGCGCGCCGCACAACUCCUCCGACUCGGAUUGAGUUCUCCUAUUGCUGCUCCAAGUAUUAAUCCGUCUUCGCCUUCUAGCAACGCCCGCACCCGAGGCCAGUUCAAGCCACAGCGCACCAACAAAGGCACAACGAGCUAUCAGCUGCGACAGUUCGCCGAGGCCACACUUGGAAGCGGGAGUUUGAGGAAGGCGGUCAAACUGCCCGAGGGCGAGGAUUUGAAUGAAUGGCUUGCAGUCAAUGUGGUCGACUUCUACAACCAGAUCAACCUGCUUUAUGGCUCCAUCACAGAAUUCUGCUCGCCACAAUCAUGUCCCGAGAUGAAGGCAACUGAUGAAUUUGAGUAUCUGUGGCAGGACGCCGCAACAGGAUACCCCAAGCCCACCAAGAUGCCUGCGCCAGAGUACAUCGAGCACUUGAUGACCUGGGUACAGUCGAACAUCGACAACGAGUCGACUUUCCCCUCCCGCAUCGGCGUCCCGUUCCCCAAACACUUCCCUUCCACCGUGCGCCAGCUCUUCAAACGCCUGUACCGCGUCUACGCCCACAUCUACUGCCACCACUACCAAGUCAUUGUCCAUCUGGGCCUCGAGCCUCACCUCAACACCAGCUUCAAGCACUACGUCCUGUUCAUCGACGAGCACGGCCUGGAGAAAGGCGGCGGCAAAGAUUAUUGGGGCCCGCUUGGGGAUUUGGUCGACAGCAUGCUGAAGAGUGAUUAA
Capronia coronata CBS 617.96 is the source of this 891-nucleotide messenger RNA. RefSeq names its product maintenance-ploidy protein MOB1 (MPS1 binder 1). The record is from RefSeq and is a predicted model, not a curated record. Gene Ontology annotation, biological process: positive regulation of protein phosphorylation; cell division; signal transduction. The transcript is spliced from 3 exons. Gene Ontology annotation, molecular function: protein kinase activator activity. The coding region runs from base 1 to 891 and encodes 296 amino acids. Gene Ontology annotation, cellular component: nucleus; cytoplasm. NCBI's taxonomy places the organism in Eukaryota, Fungi, Ascomycota, Eurotiomycetes, Chaetothyriales, Herpotrichiellaceae.